This is a messenger RNA of Gigantopelta aegis, 6069 nucleotides long. RefSeq lists its product as uncharacterized. Gene Ontology annotation, biological process: regulation of cell cycle. Gene Ontology annotation, cellular component: nucleus; spindle microtubule; cytoplasm. Bases 733 to 3768 code for a protein of 1011 amino acids. The record is from RefSeq and is a predicted model, not a curated record. NCBI's taxonomy places the organism in Eukaryota, Metazoa, Mollusca, Gastropoda, Neomphalida, Peltospiridae. The transcript is spliced from 9 exons.
CACACACACACACACACACACACACACACACACACACAUCGUGUUACAUAAUAUCUUGCUAGUGGACUAUCAAUAUAAAAACUGUAGCUGUUAAUUGCUAAGAACAGCCUUUAUGGUAGUAAUGUGUUUCUGAUUUCGUUUUGUAGACUUGGUGUCUGCUAGACACCUCAAAACCCGUUUUACAUAUCGUGCUGAGAACAGGGCUGUAUCCAGCGUGUACGAAAAUGUGUCCUUUUUAUUUAAAAAUGGCCACGUUUGUCUAGUUUGAAAAUACCGAUUCUGUUUUACUGUUCCCGCCUAGCUAUUUUUCUUUCUAGAUACGGUUCUAGAAGUGUCGUCAAACACACAUUUGUCUCCUGUUUUGGGCCUCUUUCAGAUAACAUUAACAAAUACUGAAUAAUUGAACAACAAAAUCAUUACCGCAACAACAACAAAAAAAUCGCAUUUCUGCACAAGGUUGAGUCAAAUGGAUGUUUUGACAAAGUCGAGACCUCUACCAUGAAGUUCCGUCAUGAAUGUGCUUUUGGUAAAGGUAGACUGCCACUCCACAAAAUGAUACAUAUUCAUCUUCUGUCUCUUCUGGGUAAACACAUGUUGUUGUUGUUUUAUUAAAACACCCUUUCAGAUCUGCAGCUUGAUAUAUUAAUGUAAAUAAGUGCUUAUUGACUUUAUGUUGUUUUUUGUUUGUUUUCAAAAUUGUUUACUGGUUCCUUGGUCUAUUUUUACAGUGAUAUGAAUGCUAUUGUGAAUCGGUUAGACUACAAGAUGGCAGAGGACGUUAAUACAGAAAAGAGUUUCCGGAAUACACAUAAGAAAUGUGUAUUUAAUUCCGGGAAUGGUUGUAUUGUUACCCAAAAAGACAGUUUUCAUAAUAGAAAUCUAACAAAGGUAAACAUGCUUGUCGACAGUGAAGGUGACAGGUGUAUCAAGUACAACAAGGAACCUAAGAUCGUAGAAUGGUGUAGACGAAAAACAUUUCCAAUUAAUAAAGGCCAGAUAAAGAUCAUUGAUGGAAAGAUCGACCAUAAACGAUCCAAAAUGAUUGGUAAUACAGAACAAACAGUACAUUGUGAUGUGAAUCGACAGAAUGUUGACUCUUCACUUCAGAAACUAAAACAAUGUACCAAUAUCCUACCUUCCGUCAACCUUGGAACACAGUCCAAAACAUUCAAUGAUAAAUGCGAUUUUAUAGAAACAAUAUCAGAAACAUAUAUUGCGCUUGUAGAACAUUCUAAAAUGAGCAAUGCCGAAUGGGGUAUGGUCUUUAUGUUAUUUGAAGCCGAGAAUAAAACGAGCACUGACAUAUACGAUAAGUUACAAACCUGUGUGGUGCUUAAAGCACUGUUGGAAAGGAUCAUUGAAGAAUGCGUUAUGAAACAAACAAUAGCAAAAUGCCUUCUAGUACGUGAAACACAAUUCGAACUGGUAAAGGAGGAAUGUCGUAUGAUAGAAAAAAAACCCAAAGAAUGUCUGAGCUACGGAUUUUUACUUUGUAAUGAUAUAGUAGAAUGUACAAAAUGCCAUGAUUCAACUAUCCAAAACGCAGUUAACAAAUUUAAUGAUUUGUUUUCUAGCGAUACAGUGUACAUUAAACAGCUGGGUUACAUAUUCUGUUUGCAAUAUUUUGCAAAGAAUCAAUCUGAGAUGAUGAAUACUAUCUGGAUGACAAAAACACUGGACACUACUUGUGUCAAUAUUUUAACAGAUGAGAAUGAACAUUGUUUAAACCUCUUAUUAAGCAAGACAAUAUAUGGCAAACAGACCAGUGAAUAUGAAUAUGCAUCAGACAAACAACUGCAACCAGAUCAGCCAGACCAACAAGUUGGAGAUACUACUGGGAAUAUGCAGCGGUUAUAUAAUUAUUAUCUGUGUACAAAGUUAAGUGCUGGAAUGCAUUGUACAGCAAUGAAAAUACCGAGAACAGAUGUUUUUGACAAAACGUGUAUAUUUACCAAACCUAAUGUUGAACAGUGGGCAAAGUUUAUGGAGAGCACAUUCAGUUUAAAUGGAGAAAUCAUUCCAAUAACGGUAGUUAAAGCAUAUCCAUGUUUUUCACCGCAGUUAUGUUUUGUAAAUGGCGAGCAACUCGGUCCCGCUAAUAUCUCAGUACAAGAAGACAUGCGUUAUGAAUGUAACAGACUUGGGUCAUUUUUAAACUUCCCAUCUUCAGCUUCAGCAAUCAGGUUGUCUCAGGCAGGAUUUUAUUACUCUGGCCGUGGUGAAGAGACUAUUUGCUUCAGUUGUGGAUUACAUUACGAACAAUGGACGCGUUCCGAUCAGCCCCUUGCUGUUCACAGAAGGCUAAAACCAUUCUGUCCAUUUAUUACUGGAAUAAACUCUGACAACAAACCUAUACAUACUGAUGAUUUAAUGCCGAUUCAGGUACUUGGUGACAGAGAGAGGAGCCAAAUACCUAAUGAAACAAUGCAAGUGCAAGUUCUGACAGGUGAUAGCUUUGUGGAUAUGGAAAGUGAUUGUGAAUCAAGCACUGGUGGUACAAAACAAACAGCAAGCAAUUCUUCAAAUGAUGUAAUGGGUCCCAUUGGGGCCAACAUACAAAGUCCAAAAUACCAAUCUGACAACACAUCGUUGUCAAAUUCAGUCUCAUCAGAUUUAAUGGCACCCGGAACAGUUGUUCCUAAACGUUUGAGUUAUGAGCAUGCAGUAUACCCUCAAUAUUUCGAUAUUAAAGUUAGAGAAGACAGCUUUACGAAUUGGACUUCCUCUUUGAGGCAGACUCCUGCGAUUUUGUCAAAACACGGAUUUUAUUAUGCUGGAUACGCCGACUGCGUUCGGUGUUUUUACUGCGGGAUAGGAUUGAAGUCUUGGGAACCCCAGGAUGACCCGCUUGAGGAGCACAUACGCAAUCGACCAUCUUGUGAAUUCAUUGUAUUCACCAAAGGCUCAGAUUUUGUUUCUGAAGUCCUGCAGAAGAUAAGUCAGAAAGACCAAGCUGCAAACAGUGCUUCCGCACCAAGCACUCGUAACAGCAGUGGCAAUUCGGGUGAUUUGUUCAACUCUGACACUGUAUUAAAGGCGAAGGAAAUGGGAUACAAUGAUAACAUCAUAACUAUGGCCGUCAAAGCACUGGCUGUUAAUCAAGAUCAGAAUUCACCGGACCUGGAAACACUUUUGGAGAAGAUAUUUGUCAUAGAGGAGCAACAGAAUCAAGCCACAUCAUCACACAAUAAAGACGAGCGGCUUACAAUAGAUGCACCAUCAGGUGCAGAGACCAGUGAUUCAAAUGCAUCUACUGCAAGUCCAAACGGACAGAUCUCUGAAGACUCCACAAAAACCAACACUCUGGAUGGCAGCUUAUGCGAUACGAUCACAGAAUAUGUUGGAGAGACCAAUGAAGAACACAGUGAUGCAGUGAUGAGCAUGGGUGCAGGCCACAGUCGACUGCAAGCAGCUAAAUCAGAUGCUAACAAUUCAAUCGAGUCUAGUUACUAUAGCUUACCAGCACGUCUUCAGUCUGGAUCUAGCGACACUUCAGCAAUGACACCCAGCAUGAACGACAAAAACAGUGAUGAAGAAGAGAGAGACCGUAUAAUGGAAGAAAAUCGCCAACUUCGUGAUGAAAUGAUGUGUAAGAUUUGUUUGGAAAACCCUAUCAACAUCGUCUUCUUGCCCUGUGGACACUAUUGCACAUGCGCAAUGUGUGCCCCCGCGCUGGCAUCCUGUCCCAUCUGCCGAUCAGUCAUCCGAGGGUCGGUGCGGGCGUCAACGGCCUCAAGAUAUUUUGACAAAUCUGGACGGCUAUGCUAGAUAUAUGGAAAGAUACCAACGAAACCAUGUAGCUGUAUGUAUAUAGCUUUUAGUCAUGGACUGACAUUGUGUUGAAUGUUUUAUAAUGCAGUGCUUUAAGUAACAUGUUGUGUAGUUUUUGUUCAUAGAUCAGACAAAAACACCAUAUAUAUACAGACCAUAGUCAUUUGAGACGGCAGGUUGGAAGGAAUUGGGACAGAUACUUUUAAAGUCUUUUAAAAUCUAGUUUGAUCUCGUAAAAAGGACACUAAGUUGAGUUAAUCUACCUGUAACACAUUUGGAUAAAGUUACAACAGAGUGAAACAAGAGUCUGUGACGUUAAAACAGGAAAUAUCCUUAAAAUAGACUAGAACUCGAAUCAGUAAACCACUACUUCUCGGACGCAAGUGCGUUUCUAAAAAUAUGAACAAUGCAAUGUUUGGUACUACAAACACUGGGAUGACCAGAACACUUCGGUUUCUACGGAAAUGGAUAAUCUAAAUAAUAAAAUAUAAGUAAUGUUUGAUUUCAAUGAUCAUAAACGGCUCUAAUAGUGAAACGUGCUGUAGUUUUUAGAAACUAGGGUCUGUCGCUUUAAUGAAAAACAAUAAUUCCAUCGUAGGCAAGCUAGAAUGUUCAAUCUUUUAGAAGUGAAAUUCCAUCCAACCCACAUUCUAGUUUAAAACUAUUAUAACUUUUUAGUUAUUGUGUUGUUUUUCUUUCUAGGAAACGAAGUGGAAGACACAGUUAGAAACAUUUCUCCUACGUUAACUAAUGUAAUCCUAUACAUGCCAAUGUUGCCAAAACAUUGCAUUGUAAUGCUGAUUCUAUCAUUCUUGAAUAUAUCUCGUCAUUCACUAAAAAUAUGCUAUCCAUAUUCAGAAGGUCAUAUUUUGACCUCCAUUGAAAACGCAGAAGACAGAUUUGUAGUUAUAAUAAGGAUAUGACAAGAACGAGAAUAAUGAAUAAUACAUAUAAGUAAUGUUGUAUAACUGGAUAAUAAAAACCCUCAAGCAAUAACAACUGGAAAGAGAUUUAAAAAAACAAAUGAAAAUUGGGUGGUGCGUUUUUAAUGGAGUUCAGUAUAUGUUGUUUCGCUUCAUAUGUUUUGUGUUUAUAUUCAUUUCAUAUACAAAUUUUGACGUGUGUAAAUAGAAAUGUAUUUAUUGUAUAUUUUACAAAAGUUGUAUUAAAUAUAUAUAUUUGUAUAAACAAUAGAAUAGCUGCUAUGGAUCGACAGUAAUAGCUGUACAAACUAAUUGCUGUUCUAUGUUUUGUCUGCCGAUUUAAAUUGUAAUCCUGUAUAAACGGUCAAUAUUUAUAUACGGCUAUGCUAGAUAUAUGGAAAGAUACCAACAAAACCAUGUAGCUGUAUGUAUAUAGCUUUUAGUCAUGAACUGACAUUGUGUUGAAUGUUUUAUAAUGCAGUUCUUUAAGUAACAUGUUGUGUAGUUUUUGUUCACAGAUCAGACAAAAACACCAUAUAUAUACAGACCAUAGUCAUUUGAGACGGCAGGUUGGAAGGAAUUGGGACAGAUACUUUUAAAGUCUUUUAAAAUCUAGUUUGAUCUCGUAAAAAGGACACUAAGUUGAGUUAAUCUACCUGUAACACAUUUGGAUAAAGUUACAACAGAGUGAAACAAGAGUCUGUGACGUUAAAACGGUGACAUACACUUAAAAUAGAUUAAUACUCGACUCCAUAAUUGUUAUUUCUUAGACGCACGUGCGUUUUUAAAACUAUGAAACAUGCAUGUUGUGAUGUUAAAAGCACCAGAAUGACCGGAAACACUUAGGAUGUACGGAAAUGGAUAAUCUAAACAAUACAAUCUAAAUAAAGUAUGAUUUUAGUUAUCAAAAACGGCUCUAAUCGUGAAACAAUAUGCCUUAAUUUUUAAAAACUAGGGUCUGUCAUUUUAAGAUGCUACGAAUUUUACACUGUGCAAAGGUACAGUAAUUGUAUAUAUUUAUAUAGUUGUAAGCACUUUACUCCAGUCAAAUAGUAAAAAGAUGCACAAAGGAUAGAAUGUAUCAGAAUGAUUUGCCCUAAAGCAAUUCAGUUUGUUUUUCACAAAAUAAUACUCAAUUCCGGCAACUCCUACCCUACUCUCAUAUGCUUAUGGUAUACUAAUGUAUUGUAUUUGUAAUAAAAGGACAAUGAGUAUAUUUGAUAGACUGGAAUCGUACUGUACAUUAAUGGACUAAUGGACAUGUGUGUAGAUUGAAAUGUAUUUACUGUAUAUUUUACAAACGUUGUAUUAAAUAUAUUUUUUUGUAUAAAGAAUAGGAUAGCUGCUGUGGAUCGACAGUACUAUCUGUACAAAC